Molecule: messenger RNA, 3180 nt
Organism: Callorhinchus milii (elephant shark)
Lineage: Eukaryota; Metazoa; Chordata; Chondrichthyes; Chimaeriformes; Callorhinchidae
Gene: usp37
Product: ubiquitin specific peptidase 37
Exons: 24
Coding region: 114-3041 (975 amino acids)
Biological process (GO): G1/S transition of mitotic cell cycle; protein deubiquitination
Cellular component (GO): cytosol; nucleus
Molecular function (GO): cysteine-type endopeptidase activity; cysteine-type deubiquitinase activity
Source: RefSeq, a predicted model, not a curated record
GCCGCACAGCAUUGUGGGUAACAGCAGCUUCCCGCCAUCAGCGCGAGAGAGGAACAGCAGGUUACAUGGUUACAUGGUUGUGGUAAAGUUGUUGAGAGCCAUUAAAAUCUGUGAUGGCCCUACUGAAAGUUUUCGGUCAGAUUCGGAUCAACAGCAUCCAGACAGGGACGACACGCUGGCGUGAGGGCAACCUGGAGGUGGUGGAGAGGGACAACAAAGCCUCUCUCCUCGUUCGCUUCAAAUGUGGCGGCCCCACCAGAACAUUCCAGCUGAGCCGCAAUGUGAAGACAGUGAAGAUGAGCCCCGCGGUGAAGCAGGAGACCCGGCUGAUGCUGACGCUGCAGGACAAGAGCAGCCUGACCAUCGACAAGGCCCCAAGCUCCCAGGCUCAGCUCCUCGUGGACUUCUUGGAGGAUCUGAGCAGCGAGAAGCUUCCAAGCGGAAUGAAGCUGACCCCGGGAUCAGGCAGUUUUGGGGGAACAUUGGGGAAGAGGAUUCCCUCAAAGGAAAGUCACAGGCAGUUGUGUAACAUAGAGAACCAGACCCCAGUGAGGAGGGAGGAGGCUGCGUUGAGGGAGGAAGCUGUGGUGAGGAAGUCUCCAGCAGGGCCAAGCAGGGCUGGGCUGCGGCCGCCUGUGCCGGUGGUGGUGACGGUUCCCGGGAACAGCCGGAGCGGAUCCCAGAGCCCCAGCUCUUACAGUAACAGCCGGAACAUCCUGGCAGAGAACAGGAGUGAGAAGAGGAAGAGGCUUCCGGCCCCAGAGCCAGAAACGGCUGAAGAUUAUCCCAAAGAGAAUGAUUCCUCCAGCAAUAACCAGGCCUGGAGCGACACUGGCCGGAGGUUCCUGAGCAGCAGCCGUGACAAACAGCUCAGCCUCCGUCAGGCAGAGGAUAAUAAGCCGAAUGGGCCGCUGUCGUUGCCGGUGCCAUCGGCCUCUUUCUACGGCAGCAAAGCCUCAGCCAGGGAUUACACUACUGGGAAUUCAGUGCUCGACAGGACCAGCCUUUCAAGCCAGAAUCCUUCAGUAAAAAAGACCCCAGGAUUUUUGCCUCAGCCGAGCCCUCAGUCUGCAAAGCGACUGCGUCUCAAUCAGGAUUAUGCCGGCUGGAACAAGCUGAGAGUCCAGCCCUCCACACAGCAGCCACAGCAGCUGCAGGGGUUCUCUAACCUGGGGAAUACCUGCUAUAUGAACGCUAUCCUGCAGUCGCUGUUCUCCCUGCAGUCGCUAUCCAUUGAUCUGCUGAAGCAAGGCAUUCCCUGGAAUAAGAUACCAACCAACGCACUGCUCAAGCGCUUCGCCCACCUCCUGGCCAAGAAGGACAACUGCAGCCCAGAGAUGAAGAAGGAGCUACUGAAGAAGGUGAAACACUCCAUCUCGGCCACGGCAGAAAGGUUUUCCGGUUACAUGCAGAACGACGCCCACGAGUUCCUGAGCCAGUGUCUGGACCAACUGAAGGAGGACAUGGAGCGGCUGAACAAGAGCUGGAGGAACGAGCAGGAGCCGGGGGGUGAGGGUCCAGCGGCUCACACCAAGCUCUAUACCUGCCCCAUCGUCUCCAACGUGGAGUUUGAAGUUUUACACUCAAUCAGCUGUAAAAUGUGCUGUGAAACCGUCACUAAGCGAGAGCAGUUUAACGACCUGUCCAUUGACCUCCCGCGACGACGGAAGUCGCUGCCUCCACGAUCCAUCCAGGAUUCUCUGGACCUGUUCUUCAGGGCUGAGGAGAUCGAAUACGCCUGUGAGAAAUGCCAGGGCAAAGCUGCUGUAGUCACUCACAAAUUCAGCCGCCUCCCGAGGGUACUGAUCCUCCACCUGAAGAGGUACAGCUACAGUGUGGAGUUGUCAGUGAGCAGUAAGGUGGGGCAGCAGGUGAAGAUCCCCAAGUACCUGAGUCUCCAGGCUCACUGCAGCGAGGGCACACGGGAGCCAUUGGCUCUGGCUUCCAGCUCACAAGGCUCAGCGCCACAGCCUCUCAAAACCUCACAGUCACUGAACUCCUGCACAGCCCUUCCCUCCACACUGGCCAGGAAGUACAGCUUUAAGCCUGCGGUAGUGUUGCUGGACUCUGACAGUGAGGAGGAGCAGCUGAGACGGGCCAUGUCGCUGAGCCGGCAGCUAAACGAGCAAACACCGGACACGGAGCCCCAAACGGCAGUGAAGGGCAGCCGGCAGGAGGCUGAGGGGCCGGGGUCAGGGCUGCACACGGUGCUGGACGGGCUGACUGAGGAGGAGGUGCUGGCGGUUGUGUUGGAGAUGAGCAGGCGGGAGAGCGUCCAGGCCGGGAGCUCAGAGCGGGAGGACAAGCCGAGCAGCAGCCCUGACACCGGUUUUGGGGAGGACGAGGCCCAGGAGUUCCCGGAGCAGCCAGUGACCAUGGAACCUGAGGCCGUGAGGUCCAGCGCGCACCCAGAGGCUGUGUCUGUGGGGAAGGAUGGCGAUGAGAACAAGGAGAACAAGACACCUGAUGGCUGGUGUGAGGGAGACUGGCUACAACAAUACCAGCUGGACAGGGAGCGAGAGGAGCAGGAGCUACAGCAGGCACUCGCUCAGAGCCUCCAGGAGCAGGAAGCUCGCGACCUGAAGGAAGACGAUGAUCUGAAAAGGGCGACAGAGUUGAGCUUGCAGGAGUGUAAUAGCUCCUUUGGGGAGUCGCUGGGGUCUGACGAGGAUUCUGGUAACGAGGAUGGGGAUUUCCUGGAUGUGGAUUUCUGUCAGAACGCAGAACUCAAGCGGUGUACAGAGAUGGAGGAGCUCAGUCAUUCCUAUCGGCUCAUCAGUGUGGUCAGUCACAUCGGCAGCUCCUCCUCCUCUGGGCACUAUAUCAGUGAUGUGUUUGACAUAAAGAAGCAGACGUGGCUGACGUACAACGACCUUGAGGUGUCUCGCACGGCGGAGACCAGCGUCCAGUCCCAGCGGCAGCGAAACGGCUAUAUCUUCUUCUACAUGUGCACGGAAACACUUGAGGAGUUGGUGGAAUUGGAGAGAAGUUCGCAGCCGUUGAGUGCGGAGUGGAGUCGGCCGGUGCUGCAGCCGCUCUGACCGACCCCCACCAGCAGGCGGCGCUGUAUCUGGUGACCACAGUGACUGAUUGACGUGGACGUCAGUGUCCAUUCGUUCUCCCUCGUCUCCGGCCACUGACCGAGCGGCUUCAUCGGGAGUCACUCACACGCCGCUAAUC